CGUGGCAGGCAGAGGUUGCUUGGAGUUCUAAGCGUCUUGCUGAGUGUUUGUCUCCUGUUGUGUUGCAGCUAGUUGCCGAUGGAAGGGGAAAACGCGGAUUUUAGCGUGCAAGUGGGUGCGCGCGUGUUGGUGCGCGGCAAGUAUGCAGGGACAAUUCGCUACGUGCCUGAGCGCCGCACUGCCCUCGUUGGAGUCGAGCUCACUCGUGCACGUGGAGACAGCGAUGGAACUACAGAAGACGGCAAGCGCUUUUUUGAGUGCAAACCUCUACACGGAGCUUUCGUUCGCGAAGAGCAGCUCAGCGCUUUUUCGGAGGAAGAUGGUGCAGCUUGUGUGUUGCAAAGUGCCUGGCGGCGGUACAGCGCGUCGCAAAAGUUCCGACAUCUCGUGUAUUCACACGCCUGGAACCUACUGGAUAAUACGCAGGAACAACUUAACCUCAAGCGCUCCGAACAGUUCAAGUCGGCGGAACACACACUCGCACAACUGACCAAGAAACAGUCUUUGAACCGAACAGUGUCCGAAGUUGCCGUGUCGGAGAUCAAAAUUGAUCCGGAAUACGCCGGACCUCACCUGGUGUGGCCACUGGAGCUGUCAAACGUGUUGGAAAUCCUGGACUCGUUCAAGACGACGCAAAUUCUGCACUACAAAUAUGUGCUGGAGAUUCUCAAAGAAGGCGUGAAAUCUCUGGCUCCGUUGCCAACGCUGCAGGAAAUCACUCUCGUAGAAGGUGAAAAGAUCACAGUAGUGGGCGAUCUGCACGGCCAAUUGCAAGAUCUCUUCUCCAUCUUCUCCAUCAACGGCCUCCCCACUCGCACCAACAAAUAUCUCUUCAACGGUGACUUCGUGGACCGCGGAAUGUAUGGCGUUGAAGUUGUGAUGACCAUUCUUCUCUUCCGACUGCUGUACCCGACCAGCGUCUUCCUCAACCGUGGCAACCACGAGUCCCGUAACCAAAACUCGUGGAUGGGCUUUGAGGACGAAGUGUGGGCCAAGUAUUCAGGCGCUGACGAGGACGAUUUAGAGCGUCCCGCGCGAGUUUUCGAGUGUUUCCAGACCUUAUUCGAGUCCACUCCACUCUGCGCUGUGCUCCAGCAGAAGAUUUUCGUCGUUCACGGCGGUCUUUUCUCUCGUGACAAUGUCACGUUGGCACAUUUGCGUGGAAUUUCACGAAAGCGCGAACCUCCUCUGCACCAAGUGAACUUUGAGGAUAAAAUCUUCGAAGACAUGUUGUGGAGUGACCCGCGUCCUAUUCAGUCUCGUCAGCCCUCGGAACGUGGCGCUGGCGUGGAGUUUGGCGUGAGUGUCACUAACAAUUUCUGUCUGGUGAACAAGAUCGCGUUGAUUAUCCGGUCACACGAGUGCGUACUCGAAGGCUUCGAGAUCCUCCACGGUGGUCGCUUGAUUACUCUGUUCUCGGCCUCGAGAUACUGCGGCACUCAGAUGAAUAAAGGCGCGUUUUUGACACUGGGGCCGGAUCUUCAGCCGGAGAUCCAGCAGUUUUACGCGCACUCCAUCAACGAGAGCACGUUCAAGGCUCCUGAACAAGCCCAGAUGCAGGGAGUAUUGGAAGAAGAUACGCUGCGGAUGAUUGCGGAGCGUAUUUGCGACCACAAGGCGUCCUUGUACUGGUAUUUCACACAGCACGACGAAGAGCACAACGGUACUGUGCCUCGCUUGAUCUGGGCCGAAGCUCUGCGGUCUGUACUGCAACUGGAUCUGCCCUUCUUGACGUACCAACCGAAACUCGCGGACGUAGUGGACGAAACAUCGACGCGCAUCAAUUACUCGCAGUUUCUCGCUCGCUAUCGCAUUGAGAACGACGCGAUGGACAACAGUGGAUGGCAAGAGAGCAUUAUUGCUCUAAUCUGCAAGAAAUUGUAUCGCGCUAUGGGCGCUGGCGAUAUGCAACAAGCCUUCAAGGUGUUUGACGCUGACUCGAAUGGCUUCAUCGAGUACGAGGAGUUCCUCAGUACACUCAAACAAAUGGAUACCGGACUGUCGGACCAGCAAGUGUUUGCGCUAAUGCGUACAGCCGACACGAACGAUGACGGACGAAUCGAUUUUAACGAGUUUGCGCAGCGGUUUGAAGUGAUUUUCACGGACCAGGGCAAGAGCGAAUCCUCUCAGAAUUUAUCGUCCAUGUUGCCACCUCCGGCUCCGAUGGAGUUGGAUACGGGAACUUCUGAGGAGACGAAACCCGAGACUCCCAUAUUUACUCGUCGUGUGUCUUCGGGAGAUGAUCAAUCGACGUUCACGCCGCAGCCAGCAAGUAAUCUGGACGUGGAGACUAUGCAGGCUCUGUUGCAGAUUGGCAAGGCGCUGUUUGCGCGUCCUGGCUCGCUGCAGUAUCACUUUUACCACUUUGACAAGAACCAGGACGGUGUGCUGUCGCGUAGUGAGUUUGAGAACGCUCUGGAGCAACUAGGCUUCAACUUUGAGUCGAAUCUGAUGGACCGCGUCAUGGCGGCCGUGGACAGCGACGGAGGCCACUCGAUCGAUUACAAGGAGUUUGUCACGGCGUUCAGUGUGCAAGAUCUGAAGGAGCAGGAAGUGCUGGAGUCUGGGGACCUCACGUGGCAAAAUUCGGUGUUGCAACAGGUUUCCAACGUGUUUUACCAGCACCGCAUCCACAUCCGGAACGCCUUCCGCAUGUUUGACGCAACGAAUAGUGGCGCCAUCAGUCGCGACAAUUUCCGCACGGGAAUCCAAACUUUCAACGUUGUGCUCAACUCGCCACUUUCGGAUGAUCAGAUCGAGGAGUUGCUGAGUUAUCUCGACAGCAACAAGGACGGCGUGAUUAGCUACAAGGAGUUCUUCGACGGCUUCAGAGUCGUGGAUGUACGCGUUGACGAGGACAAGUCCUCGGAGGGGUCAAAAGACUAAAAGCUCGAAGCUUUUUUUUUUUUUUUGGCUCCUUGACGCAAAUGAUCGCAAAUACAUAGUGGAAGUUGGUUUUCCCAUGUUACAUUUGCACUUAGGUUGAUAAUUCUAGGGCGUUUUGGAUAUAUUUUGCUGUUGCCACGACUGCGUUGCGUCCAUCGUUUGUGCCACAAAGGCGCAGCUUCCUGUGCGUGUUGCCAUACUCCAG
Messenger RNA from Phytophthora nicotianae INRA-310, 3091 nucleotides. RefSeq lists its product as hypothetical. The record is from RefSeq and is a predicted model, not a curated record. Gene Ontology annotation, molecular function: protein serine/threonine phosphatase activity; calcium ion binding. NCBI's taxonomy places the organism in Eukaryota, Oomycota, Peronosporomycetes, Peronosporales, Peronosporaceae. Bases 79 to 2886 code for a protein of 935 amino acids. The transcript has 4 exons. Gene Ontology annotation, cellular component: cytosol; nucleus.